AUGUCUGACAACACUGGCAUUGAGGACUCCCUCGCCUCCGCGUUCAACAGCUCGUUCGCGAUGCCCGCCGCCGAGCCCCGCGAGGCUCCGGCUCCCGCCGCCGACGUCGAGCCUGAGGCCGAGGCUGAGGAGGCCGUCGAGGAGGCUGUUGGUGGUGCUACCGAGGACUGGAAGCCUGCAUACGACGCCAAGCUCGCCGAGUGGCGCGAGGAGGCCGAUGUUGCCCGCGAAAAGGCCGCCGCGACCCGCGCCGCCAUCGAGGCCGAGCACGCCGCCGUGGCCAAGGCCAAGGCCGAUGCUGAGAAGGCCCAGGCCAACGCGAUCAAGGAGGAGAAGGAGCGCGCCGAGCGUGAGGUCCGCCUCGCCAAGGCUCUCGCCGACGACAACGCGUCGGCGGCGGGCCGCCUGCACCCUUCGACGUCGAGCUUUGCCGCCGUCGCCUCGUCCACUGCCGAGGACCGCAACGCCAAGGUCCGUGACGCAUGGCAGCUCGUCAAGGGCAAGGACCAGCCCGCUGCCUCGGGUCCCUCGAAGACCGAGCCCUCCACCUCCGUCCCCUCGGCCGCUGCCAGCCAGUGGGAGGAGAUCAGCGCUCCCCACAGCAGCGUCGAGGACAUUGGAUCCGUGUCGGCCACUGCUUCGUCGCCUAGCACCUCGCAGCGCUCUCCCCCCGAGGAGAAGGAGAAGGCCACCGCUUCCGCUCCUUUGUCUCCCCCGGCGCCCAAGGACGUCGCUCUCGCACCCGCGCCUGCCGCCGCUGGCGAGCCCAUCACCACCCCUUCCCUCACCCUGUCGCUCUUCACCAGGCCCGGUGGCCUGACCGUGUCCCGCGUCGUGGCCGCGCUCGGCAUCAACCUCGUCCUCCCCUUUAUUAACGGCAUCAUGCUCGGCCUUGGUGAGAUCACCGCCCGUGAGGCUGUCCGUGUCGGCCGCCUCUGGUGGCGCGGCGAGCGCGCCGUCAUGGGCUUCUGGCACCGCAAGACUGGUGGCGCCUCCAACGUCUCCGGUGUCGGUCUCUCAGGUUCCGGUGGCUUCUAA
Apiotrichum porosum is the source of this 1038-nucleotide messenger RNA. RefSeq lists its product as uncharacterized. Gene Ontology annotation, cellular component: mitochondrial outer membrane. The transcript has 2 exons. The record is from RefSeq and is a predicted model, not a curated record. Lineage: Eukaryota; Fungi; Basidiomycota; Tremellomycetes; Trichosporonales; Trichosporonaceae. Gene Ontology annotation, biological process: protein insertion into mitochondrial outer membrane; mitochondrial outer membrane translocase complex assembly. Bases 1 to 1038 code for a protein of 345 amino acids.